AUGAUGAUUCACUCUGUUAAGGAGGAGUAUCUCACUACUGAGAUCGUAGCUUCUUCUCCUCCAAAGUUGCUGUGCAAACUUCACACAAGGUUACACACAGUGCCCUGGACUGCCGACUGA
Messenger RNA from Phytophthora nicotianae INRA-310, 120 nucleotides. RefSeq lists its product as hypothetical. The transcript has 2 exons. The record is from RefSeq and is a predicted model, not a curated record. Bases 1 to 120 code for a protein of 39 amino acids. NCBI's taxonomy places the organism in Eukaryota, Oomycota, Peronosporomycetes, Peronosporales, Peronosporaceae.